Messenger RNA from Rhopilema esculentum, 8243 nucleotides. RefSeq lists its product as uncharacterized. Gene Ontology annotation, cellular component: membrane. Gene Ontology annotation, molecular function: G protein-coupled receptor activity. Lineage: Eukaryota; Metazoa; Cnidaria; Scyphozoa; Rhizostomeae; Rhizostomatidae. The record is from RefSeq and is a predicted model, not a curated record. Gene Ontology annotation, biological process: cell surface receptor signaling pathway; G protein-coupled receptor signaling pathway.
CCAGGCUGUUUUGCAAUAUGCUUUUUGUUCGUAGCUUUGUCUCCUGUCUCCUGCAGCGAAAUUCUGUAUUUCCACUUUUUUCGAAAUGAAUUUGUCACCUCGUGCUUGUGCCUUCUUUGCUGGAAUUAUGGUGCGAUUAUUUUGGGCUAUGUUUUCAUAAUCAGUUGUCUGUUAACAGUUUCUUGAGUGUGCCAUUCCAUGGGCUUCGACACAGGUUCGGAAGGGGGGGGGGGAGGCAAGAGAAAGUUUAACACUCAUAAGAAAAAUUUUGGUAAAAGCUCAACUGUUUUGAAAAGAAGUAGGGGGAAGGCUCCCUGGCCCCCCUCCACUUCGCAGAAGGCCCUGCCUUCCGUUAACACCUGUAUUUAGGUGUUAACGGAAGCAAAUAUUUUUUAUCAUAACAGUAAUGUUCAGAUAUUGUUUACAAAACAAAAAGGCUUCGAUAUUUUAGCAAGUAUAAGUUAUAAUAUAUUUUUAUAGAUGACAAGAUAUAUGUGGACAGUAAUAACUUUUGUGUUGUUGUUGUUGGUGAGAAGAUAUAAGCAAAAACGUUUUGGCUAGGAAUUAACUGAAUGAAUAAAUUUUUGUUUCUGUUUCUCUGGCCUUCUAUCAAGUAUCAUUCCUAGAUUUGAGCUAUGUCAUGGCGAAUUUAAGCGGUUUUAUUGUUAGAAUGAAGGCACUCGAAAGACAUAAAAGACUACUGUAUUUAUGAGGCGUAGUUGCUGCAAUGGAAAGAGUUAAUGAUAAUCGUUUUACAAAGUUGUCCGCUUGUUCUAUCCAUAGACUAUGUUCUAUUCAAAAAAGGUUGGCAAAGGAGUGAACUCUAGCUCUUCCCCGUUCAGAUUCAGUUGAUUUUCCAGUUAAGGCCAUGUCAUUUCUUUUGUUCCAGGGUAGAAGGGAGGACCCUUCUUUUUGCUGGAAAAUGUUUCUUUUUAUCUUAGAGCAAGUUAUUUGCUAGGUUCAAGAUCUUUAGGGGGAGUAUUGCUUUCAAGAAUCAAAUCUUUGCAUAACUUUCGUCUUGGUGAUGCUUCGACAUCCCCUGCUCCUCAUUUAUCAGAACUUGUCCAAGGCUUCCCAGGGUUUUUUAAAUGAAAAUUUAGAAUUGCACAUUUUUAUCUGGAGCACUGUGUUGAAGGAAUCAUUAUUGGUUCUGACAAAUAUAAACUAAAUGUACAUGAUUCUCCGGUACAGGUAGCUUGUGUUCAAGACCAGUGGCGUAGCCAGGGUUGAUAGAGUGGAGGGGCAAAGUGGAGUCCAACAGGAGAGGGUCCGGGGCUUUACCCCCGGGUAAAUAAUUGCUGACCACACCCUUAAGAAUUUGGAGAAACGACGCAUUUUGUAAAUGCGUUGGUUUUUUUACAUGGCAAUGGUUGGCUAAUCAAACGUAUAAGUUUCAAACUAAUGGAGCAAAAUUUGCAUAAUCCCCGACAAGAAUUUCAGAAUCAAGUUCUUUUAAGGAUUGAAGAGUUUAGAAUUUUAAUUUCUAUUUUACCGAGAAUUUCUAAAAAACAUUAAGGACUUUUCUAUAUAAACCCUAAAACGAGGGGAAAUUGUAAACCUUUCUGUAAAGGUGCAGACUAGGGUCCCCUGCGAUCAAAUUGAGCAGAAAAUUUUUGCGACCACGCCCUUUAGAUUAGCUCCCUCCCCCUGUGAGCUACUAAUUUUAUUGCAGAUUUGCACUUUUCUCCGAUACCAACCCUCUGUGCAUUGGGGGGGGCUACUCCAGACCCCAUAAUUGAAAUUCGAGGUUUGGAUAUUGUUAAUGUAAUAUCAAUCGGCAGAAAAAGCAAGUAAAUUUUGAACUCAACUUGGAAGCAAAAUUACAAAGUAUGUGAUAAUAGAAAAUCACAAUUUCGAGCACAUGACAGCCAAUGUGAGAUCUUGGUUAUAUAGAAUCACGAUAAACCACAGUCAACUAUAUAGAAUCUUGAAAAACAAAAUUGUAUUUGUUGAGUGACAUUUGAUCGCGAUGUAAUAUAUAAAGUUUUGAAAAUCUUUAUACCGUCUUUUUUCGAGCUAUGCCAAUUAGACAAACGAAACGGAUGACGAUAAAGCAAGGUAUUAAUAGUAAUUGCAUAACAGCUUGAGAAGUAAAUGUUAAAUUGUCUACAAUUCAGUUGUCGGUCUGUUUGGUUUGACCGUACAAUUAUAAAAUUUAAAUUCGAAACUGAUGACAGGAUUGAUUUUUUGCUCUAAUUUUAAUGUUCUUUUCUCUGAUUUAAGAGUUUAAACAGGCUCCUGCUUUGACACUAUCAAUUCCAUGCUUCCUGUAUGUGUGACUUAAAAAUGAUAUAGCGACUAUGAAGUUUCGUAAAAAUUAUAUUUCCUCUACAUCGAAUAUCUUCUAUAUCUAUAACCUAUAUAUCCCAAUAGGUCUUUGUUUAAUUUUAGUGCCAUCUUUAUUAUCUUUUUUGUGUUUCAUCAUUCACCCCUUUGUAUGUUUUUCCUGCAAAAUUUUUCCUUUAUCUUUUGUUCGUUGAAUUGAAAUUUUAGAACUACACAGAUUUUUCUUUAGAACUGCAAAAAAAAUUUAAGAACUGCACAUUUUGUGUAGAACUGCACGUUAAAAAACUCUGGUGCUUCCAUGGUUCUCUGUUAUAAUACCAAUCGGCAGCCUUGCGUCAGACUCCUUGGUCAUUAAGACGAUUUGAUAUGAUCAUCUUGUAAGGGUUAAUUGCUUGUUUCAUUUGAUGCCAUACCUAUUUAUGAUUACUUUGAUUUAGUUUUCUCUAUCUUGCAAAUAACUGUUAGUGGUGUAGCCCCGUAGCUCUCAAGCUUUUCGAGCAACAGCACCUACAAUCUCGGACAAAAUUGUUGACAAAAAAUGCAAUUUCUGUAAUUUUUUCUUUAUCUUUUCCCUAUAAAUUCUAGGGGAGAAAGUUAUUUUUGAAAGGAAAGUGAAAAUAUGAGCUUUUCUUGAAAAGUCUCGACCAUUUUGUCCGGGGUUGUAGCACAUUCGAAGUUUUGGUAUUGAUUGGCCGCCUCCACUUCCCUAAGCCCAACUGUAUUUUAGAUACUUUUUAUUAUGAUAACAAAAAUUGAAGGUUGGAAAAAGGAUUUUAGCAAUGUGAAUUUCAAAGUAUAUUUUAAAUACAUCAAGAUUCAUAUGCUGAUUUGAAUACGGCAGAGUUGUCGAUGUGCUACAUACUUUUUCAUGAGUUGCGCAUGUGACGUUACUAAUGUUACACUUCCCAGGAACAUGGACAUUUUUGAGGGGAUGGGGGGGGGGGUUGGAUACUAAUUUGAUUUUGGUGCCACGCCCUUCAGGUCGCUGGUAAAUGAUUGAAAAGCCUAUUUUCGAUAUUCGGCUUUCAACUUUACGGUAAAGAAGAUGAAUAAUGUAAAAUUUUGGCGUUAUUUUGCUACUACUGCCUACCAAAAAAUUAAUUUUACCGAAUAGAAGCGAAAUUUACCGAAGGACACAGAAUUAUUGGGGGGUGCCACACGCCCGACCUCCUCCGCUAAAUCAGUACCUGUCUAGGAACGUAUCACUACAGAAAAUUCAAAUAAAGCCCUGGCCUUCAAAUUUCUCAAAAAUAAAGCCCUAAUCCUCCUUCACACUCUAAUAGAGUCAGUUUUUGCGUUUAUGAUUAAUGUUCAUUUAGGCCCUUCACAUUUAGAGCAUUGCAUAGUUCCUUUUUGCAGACGCAGCGUUCUAUUAUGCGUGACGUAAAUUUUGCGUGACGCAGCAUGCCUAUCUUUUGUAUUAGGAUUGACCCUGCAUAGGAUUUGCUGAGGUAAUGGUAUUCCUUUAUAAACUGUAUUACCUCAUGCCUCUUUUAGGUAUUAUUUCUGGUAAGUCAUCAUUUCGCAUCUUAGGAAACUGCUGACAUAGCGCCCCCCCCCCUCCCCCGGACUUUCUUCCACCUAACCUUGGACUAUAUAAAACAAGGGCCGGAUAAAGGCUCUGCAGGGCUCUAGGUUGUGACAAAUUUCUAAUUCUUUCCCAUUGUCCAGCACCCAUUUCUUUCUUAAGGUUUUUAAAAAAAAUGCAUAUAAUACAUUGGGAUAGGAUUUGGCCUUCUUUUGCGUAGAAAGACAUUUUAAUUCUAAUACUACAGUUCUAAACUUUUAAAUUGGUAUUUCAUGCUGCUAUUUUAACAAAAUGCCCUAUUCACACUAAUAAAAUUUUCACAAAAACAGAUCCACAGUUUUAAUUUACAACUCAACAAAGCAAAUCAGAUUCACGCUUAUUUUAGACCUUGAUUGUUAUAUAAAAUACAUAUUAUUUUAUAAUUAUAAUAUAAUGAUGUAGAUUAAGUUUGGUUGUAUGAGUUGCCCGUGUAGAGUAAGUAUAAAUGAGUGUGUUAGUUUUUUUUGAGCGACUAUUCAAUAUCGUGACACCCAUGAGUGUCUGUUGCUGCCCAGGAACGAUUUCGAUUACUUGCUUUAUAGGAAAAUGCUCACUCAAUCUGGUACUUAGAUAGUAUGUUACAUUCGAAUUUAUGUUUUUCGUGAUUUUUUUCUUUCUGUGUUUAAGGAAAUGCUAUGGUCCCCUUUUCGCAGAAAACAAAAUGUUUUACUUUUUUAGGGAAGAACAAAACUCCUAUUUUGUCGCUUAUUGAUUCUUGCAUAAGGCAAUUAAAUUACAUUUUUUGCCUCUGUGAAGGGCUCAAUUGGAUUAAAAAAUCUCCGUAUGGAUCCAAGAUGCACGGAUUUGUAUGCGCAAUCCUACUACGAAAUUUUGGCGGCAAUUAUUCAACCUCAGAAGUGAGAAAAUAAUUGAUCCUUUACAUCGAUUGAAGGCUAUUGUCCCUGUCAUCAUAUUUUUGUUUUUUUGUUUUUUAUAAGAUGCUCCUUGGAUUUUGUUUACUUCAUAUUCCAGCGCAUCUUUCAGCAUAAACUUUGCUCUACUGUCCUUUAAAAACGUCUUUAUUCAUUUUGAAAAAGCAGACAUUUUGAUAAAUAGAUUUAAUAGCUGAGAUUAAACCAAAUCGAAAGAUCAGAAACAAUAAGUUUCUUGUCGUUUUGUCGCCAAGUCUAGGAAUGCAAUCUACGAAGUUCCUCGAUAUGGACAUCUUCCGCCUUAAUUUGGAUCCGUACCUGUUUGGAUCCGAUCCCAACCGUUUACACGAGACCUUUUUGGGAUCGGAUCCAAACGGGACCACCUUCAAAAGCGAUCCCAAAAGGGUACGGAUAGCAGAUUUAAAUGGGACCGAAUCCGCUAGGUCCAGUGUAAACGCAAAGCCUAUCCGUACCACUUUGGGUCCGAUCCCGUGUAAACAGGCCCUAAAAUUAAGAUCUCAAAACUUUUCCGGGUUGCCAAAAAUAGAUAUAUGAAUCAUGCAAUCAGAAUGCGAGAACAAAAGCUUUUGCAGGAGCUUCUGCGGUCAAACCUGAAAUGCUGUAGAAUUCACUUUAAAAGAACCACUGUGAACUCACUUCUUUGUGAAUUCACUUUAAAAGAACCACUGUGAACCAUUUUACGGAAUAGUGCCGUACACUACAUUACCUUAUAAUCAGUACAUCGUACGAAUUGAUACCUUAUAUUCUCUAUAUUACCUCGUGCUCGCUAAAAUUUCUCCAUCAAAAUUUAAUCUAACUCGGUCCUAGUUCACUACUAUCCUAAACUGUCCACUAAAGAAUAUUAUUAAUCAACAAAAUGAAUAUUUAAGAAAAAGUACCGUAUUUUUGAUUGUGUCAUUAGUCAUAAAGCAAUUAUUUGCCCUGUAAGCUCUUAAUUUUUUUUCCUUUUGAACAUAUUCAAAAUGUACACGAUUUGUUUGCAAAACAAAAGAGUUUUUGCAGAACAUCCUUAUUAUUAAACCAAAGAAACGCAACCAUCUGGUCUGUUCAUUGCUGCGCUAAUUUACUUUUGGCUGCUAAUUUAGAUCAAUUAAAUCACCACUUCCUUGUGAAAACAGACGCACUUUGCUGACGACUUAAAUUUUCCAUUUGUUGGACUACACAAUAGAGUAUUGUUACGUAUCCAAUCGGCAACGUAGGCUAAUACUCUAUUGUUUCCUACAUUGUAAACGCACUGCAAAGCCUAUUGUUAACGCUGAACGGUUGAUUGACAGGGCAAAGUGCUUGUCAAAUCAGCGGGUCGGUAGUAUCACGCUCACUGAUUGGCCAAUUUUUUAUUUAAAGAUGUCUUGAGCGACUUUCAUAUCAGUUGGUGUAUUUCUCGUUCGUUCGACAUACAUGUUGCUGCCGAUUGGUGUUGAAGAUUAAAAACUCUUGUUGAUGACUGUUUGAAAUUCCAAGAAACAUUUCAAAAUGGAAAUGCUGUUUUUUCGUGUCUUUGUUUGCCUUCUUUCGCCACCAGCUCUGCUUUAUGCCUCGACUGAUAUACCAUCUACAAAUGUGACUGUGAAAUCUAAGAAUUUCACAGCAGAUGAAGACAUAAGAUCUGCAUUUGAUUCAGCAAUCGAUGAGACAAGUACCCAGCUUUCAGAAGCUUUGCUUUUUCGGUAUCCGAAAUUAUUAGCUGUGGUGAAGACACUGGUCAACAGAACUUUAAACGGCAAUCUUGGCCAGUUUGUGAAUUUGAGUGACGUGUGCAACUCUGCUGGAUCUUUGCUGAAAGGCGUAAGCGAUAGAUGCCAGGAGCCAGAAAUGUCACAAGAAUUAAAAGAUCAAUGUACUUCAUCAAACAAAAAUUCAGAAUCGAAUGGAAAUUUAACUUUAACUUCUGUUUGCGAGUCUAGUUCAAAUCAAAAGCAUUCCAUAUCUCGACGAUCGAUCCCUUCCAUACCGUCGUUUCCGUCUGGUACAUUUCCUCUAGGUCCGUCCGAUGGUGAUUCAGGGAAUAAUUCAUCUGGUACAUUUCCUCCAGGUCCGUCCGGUGGUGAUUCAGGGAAUAAUUCAUCUGGUACAUUUCCUCCAGGUCCGUCCGGUGGUGAUUCAGGGAAUAAUUCAUCCGGUACAUUUCCUCCAGGCUCGACCGGUGGUGGUUCAUCUGAUGUACUUAACCCCACAACGAAAAUACCGGUCCCGGUUACAGCCAGUAGCAAUGAUAGCAACAGCACCACUCCAAAUAAAGGUCCUGAUUUUAACCCAAUAGACUAUUAUUUCUUCGCAGUUAAAGUUCUUGCUAGAACUGUUGCUAUAUCGUACGAGAAAAGAUGUAAGAAUCUUAAUGGAGUUUACAACAGUUUUGAAAAUACAUGCCAAAUUCAAGUUACACGAGAAACAGUGAGUAGAGAAAACAAAGAAACAAAGAAUACAAGCAUAUUCACCAUAAAAAAUGUCAGCCUUGUAAGAAGACUCAACAAUGUUCCAAGGUCAAGAAUGCCCAUCUUUUACAUAACAGUGAUUGGUAAUACAGUAAGCACAAUUUUCUCGGUUGCCUUGAUUCUCUCUUAUAUGUUUCUCAAGACAACCUUUUCAACAUUUGACAAAAAUGUAAUAUGUUUGUCAGUCUGCUUGUCCUUGUCACACGUUUUGCAAUUUCUUGUGAACUGGCUAAAUCAAAAGCCUAUAUGGUGCAAAGCGAUUGGCAUCUUACUGCACUGGUCAUUGCUCGAUUCUUUCAUGUGGAUGGUUGUGAUGUCAUAUGACUUUUUCUCCACUUUCUCCUCUAAAAUGCUAAUCAUUGAUCGAAAGAAGAAGAACAGGUUCAGAAAUAGCCUCAUUUUUACUACACUAUUGUCGACAUGUGUGGUAUUAACAUGCAUCUUUAUCGGAAUUCCAAAGGAGGAUUUCUCUGGCUACGGCAUCAAUGGUAUAUGCUUUGUUUCAAAGUUUUGGGCAAACUUAUUUGGCUUUGUUCUCCCAGUGUCACUCAUUUUGGUGCUGAAUAUUGUCUUUCUUGUCUUCAGUGUAAUGAGAAUUCACAGAAUGAAGCAAGAUAAUAAAAAAGCUUUGCAAUUUAGCAACUCCAACCCAUCAAAGAAAAAUAUUGCUGUUGGCCUGAUAACAUUAAAACUAUCAGUAUUAUUUGGUUUGGGCUGGCUCUUUGGAUUUCUGGAAGGGUUUGUCCGUAGUGAGGUUCUUUCCUACCUCUUCUACAUUGUUGUCUCAUUUCAAGGUGUUGCCACAUUUCUUGCAUUUGGAAACUUUAAAGAUUUUAGAAAUCGGUGUAUUAGGCAGAGAAAGGACAACAGUUCCUAAAAAGUCAACAGUUUCUCGAACUUAUUGCACUGAAAAGUUAUCACAAAAAAUCCUAUCUAUUGCAUGAAGUAAAAGAAGAGCUGGUAGAUGAAGAAGUACUAGAAGAGGAAUGAGGAGAACAAAAAGGAGAAGAAGAGGAAGAAGAAGAAGGAGUAGAAGAAGAAGGAGUAGAAGAAGAAGAAGAAGGA